CGGCGAGUCUCGGACAAGUUGAGUGAGGUAGUGGCAUAAGGAGCAUUCGCGCGAUCAGGGACCGCCGCUGGGAAUCUACAGCUGUCUAUAGUACAAAAUUAAAGUCGGCCUUGGAUAUAUUUUUCCUACGACAGCUCAGAAGGCUGCAUUCAUCAGAGUAUUGAGCGUUGCGAUGGAUGUCUCAUCACCAGCAGAUAUGUUCAAACGGGUUGUACGACAGAGUAAGUUCCGGCAUGUGUUUGGCCAGGCGGUGAAGAACGACCAGUGCUAUGACGACAUCAGGGUGUCCCGGGUCACGUGGGAUAGCUCUUUCUGUGCGGUCAACCCCAAAUUUGUUGCCAUAAUUGUGGAAGCCAGCGGAGGAGGUGCGUUCAUGGUUUUGCCUCUGCAAAAGACGGGCCGUAUCGAUAAGGCCUACCCUACAGUAUGUGGGCACACCGGCCCUGUUCUGGACAUCGAUUGGUGUCCUCACAACGACCAGGUCAUCGCUAGUGGAUCUGAAGACUGCACCGUGAUGGUGUGGCAGAUUCCAGAGAAUGGCUUGGUGACCUCGAUGCCAGAGCCAGUGGUGGUGCUGGAGGGUCAUUCUAAGAGAGUGGGAAUCGUUACCUGGCAUCCGACCGCUCGCAACGUCCUGCUCAGCGCAGGCUGUGAUAAUGUGAUUAUCAUCUGGAAUGUGGGGACGGGGGAAGCCAUAAUCACCCUUGAGGAUAUGCACCCUGACAUCAUCUUCAGCGUCUGCUGGAACCGCAACGGCAGUCUCAUCUGCACCGCAUGCAAGGACAAGAAGGUCCGUGUGAUCGACCCACGCAAGGAGGACAUCGUUGCGGAGAAGGACAAGGCCCAUGAGGGUGCCAGGCCUAUAAGAGCCAUUUUCCUGUCUGACGGCAAAGUGUUCACCACUGGUUUUAGCCGCAUGAGCGAGAGACAACUCGCCCUCUGGGAUCCGGACAAUAUGGAGGAGCCAAUUUCUGUCCAUGAGAUGGACACCAGUAAUGGAGUCCUCCUGCCCUUCUAUGAUCCCGAUACUAAUGUGGUCUACCUGUGUGGGAAGGGUGACAGCAGCAUCCGUUACUUUGAGAUCACGGAUGAAGCUCCUUUUGUCCACUACCUCAACACCUUCAUCACUAAGGAGCCUCAGAGGGGCAUGGGAUACAUGCCCAAGAGAGGACUGGACGUCAACAAGUGUGAGAUCGCAAGGUUUUACAAACUGCAUGAGAGAAAGUGUGAACCUAUCAUCAUGACCGUGCCAAGAAAAUCGGACUUGUUCCAGGAUGAUCUUUACCCUGACACUGCUGGUCCGGAGGCCCCCCUGGAGGCUGAGGAAUGGUUUGAAGGGAAGAAUGGAGACCCUGUCCUGAUAUCCCUGAAACAUGGAUACAUCCCAGGCAAGAACCGUGAUCUCAAAGUGGUCAAGAAGAACAUCCUAGACAACAAGCUAAGCAAGAAUACAGAGAAUACCACUCCUGCCAUCAAGACUGCCACCUCCACACCAUCUAUUAAAAGUGAAGCUAAGCUGGAUGAAGUUUUGAAAGAAAUGAAAUCUCUCAGAGAGCUGGUCAGCAGUCAGGAAAAAAGAAUUGCCAACCUUGAGCAGCAGUUGUCUAAAAUGGACAUCUAAAAGGACCCUGAAAUUCCUUCCCCUUCUAUUCAGGAUAUCCCAUUGGCCAGGUGGGCGGGACCCGUCACUGCCAAUCACCAUGACAGCGUUCCGUCUGAAGCCUGCCUUGAAAAGACUCCAACCAACAUUCCAAAAUGUUUUUUUUUUCAAUCCCUAAAGCCUGUUUAUACCACAUGGCCAUUUGGAAAGCAAGAAACUCCCAUCAGUUUCUCAAAAUUUGACCUGUUUAGAUUUUUACUCCAUUUCACUCUCAAUCUUUCUGCAACAGCUGUGUUUUAUCUGGUGUUCUUCAAAGGUCUUAAGAUUUUUGUUUUGCUUUUCUUAUUAAAAUUGUGACCCAAACGAUUGCAUCCUGAAGCAGUUACAUGAACUUGAUGAGCUCAAACUUUGAAGUAGUCAGUAUUGCAGUUCCCCUCUCACCCUUCUGAGUUGCCAAAUUUAUAGAGGAGUUAUGCACCUCCCUGACAGUAUUUGACUAGAUUUCCAUUUCUUAUAAAGGACAAAGCAAUAUGCUAGUAAUGCAAUGAGGGGAAAUCAUUGGAACCAUUUAUCACUGUUAUAUGUGUCUUUCUAGAGAAAUCAAAUAAAAAAACUUGGCAAAUGUGGAGUGGAAAAAGUUUACAAACCAUUACUGGAAAACAAUACAGGUGCAAUGUAAAAGUGUUAAGAUAUUAAUUAGCAAAAUAAUAAAAAUAAUUGUGGUUCUGGUGGUUGCCAUGAACACAGCCAAUGUGUACUGUACUCACAACUCCAAACACUUGCUGGCAAAAGUUACUCAUCGUAAUGGUAAUACAAGCAAAUUGAGUCAGUUUUUCCCCUUUCUUGUUUCCACUUAUCUGUUUGAAGCCUGAAUGAAGCCAGAAACCACAUGGGUCUCAUUUUGUAAACUCUAGCCAGUCUCCCCUUCUAGUUUCACAUCCCAAGCCAUGAUGAUAUAAACUCAGAACAAGAUAAUGUCCAUAGAUGCUUAAUGGCCAUUCAUUGCUUUACGGGCUUGAUAGCCUUAACCCUGACUUUGUUCUAUUCAGAUGUCAUUUAGGUCUAAGGAACACUGUUAGAUCUGCUUAGCUUUCUCAUUAAUUCCUACAAACCUCAUCUUUAGUUGUGCCGUCCACAGCGUCUCAGAAACCAAGCUUGUAUGAGUUUCAAGAACUUUUGCUGUGCAUUGUAGAGUGUGACUACCAGCAAAAUAUUGAGUCAUGAUUAACUUCCUUUUCUUAAGUCCUAACCAAGCAGAACCAAUUCUCUCAAGGGGCAGCUCACGUCUAGAUGAUAAUUUCACGAACGUAUUUAUGUGUGCCGUAAGUUUGAGUUGAUGACAAGUGGCUUUUUUUUUGUUUAUGGAUUGUUCAUGCCAGGAAGAGAGGAAACUGUGAUUUCUGGUUUUUAGAUUGCUUUGGCUAUAUCCUUCGUCAGAGCGUUCUCUUGUGGUUUUCAUUUUGAUGCUUCUUCAUAUCUCAUUUCGGUUUGCAUCACUGCCUAGUGCCUCUUUCAUAGGUUCUGAAAAGCACCUUCCCUCCUCUGCAUGCCUUUUAGCCUAAAAUAGCCACCAACUUCUCACCUCAGAACCAUCACCUGACCUACGAGAAUUUCAUUUGAAACGAGGCUUCAGAUCUGUGCGUCGACAGCAACAACUCAAUACCUCUGAUGUCAUUCUCACGCUUUCGCUUUCUCUCUUUUUGGUGAAGUUUUAUAGUGAAGGGUUUGUAAACGUAGGGGCCGUUUUUAUGGGAGCAGAUGUGCCGAGCUGGAUCAACUUCAGGAGAUGUGAUGGCUCCAUAUUGAGUGUUUAAGUGGCCUCAGGAGGCAUCUGUGAUGCAGCCUCGAGUGUGUGGUUUCAAAGGAGUGAAUGAUUGAAAUGAGGGACUUAUGGAGGUUGAAAUGAUAAUGCAGGAAGAAGGCAGGAUGUAAGUGAUUUAUUUAGAUGCUUUGUAAAUUGUUUUUUGUUUAGUUUAGUUUAGUUUUCCUUCACAUUUUUUUGGUUGUAGGAAGGUGUUUGUCCAUCAUUUGGAUUUUCAGAUGAUUUUAAAGAAAUUCCCCAUUUUCCAUCUAUGCACACUGUGAGCCUUUAAUGUUUCCAAUGAUACAAUAAAAUUAGAAUUGAAAGGAAGGAGAACUAGAAAUUAAAUUUUGUGCAUAACUGUUCCAUUUUUGUUCAUUAUCUGCUUCAAGUAUAAAGAGUCUUACUGAUUACCAGAAGAAAAAAUAAACUGAAUUUUUGGUC
This is a messenger RNA of Carassius carassius (crucian carp), 3845 nucleotides long. Its product is annotated as coronin-1C-A-like. Lineage: Eukaryota; Metazoa; Chordata; Actinopteri; Cypriniformes; Cyprinidae. The coding region runs from base 173 to 1621 and encodes 482 amino acids. The record is from RefSeq and is a predicted model, not a curated record. Gene Ontology annotation, biological process: actin filament organization; neural crest cell migration. The transcript is spliced from 12 exons. Gene Ontology annotation, molecular function: actin filament binding.